GACAAUCAGUCAACAAGUCUGAACUACCUACUUCCCUGUUCUCUGUCUUUUUCUUCCUCUAGGGUCUCUCUCUCCUUCUGUAGUUUGUUUGUCUAGCCAUGGCUGAUUUCUCAUGCUUUUCUGAAAGCGAUGAAUCCACAGUCGAAGACAUCAUCUCACAAGCAAUGGAUCAAUGUGUUCUUGAACAGAUUGCAUCCAUCAAUUUAUCAGGUAUUUCAGACACUUCCCUUCCUACUGAUCUUGAAAGUCGUUUCUCCAAGCUCAAAUCAUUUCCAGGAACCAAUCCUAAACUAGAAAUCCCUCAAAACCCAGUUUCUAAAUCAGUAGAAGAUACACAAAGUUUAUCCCCAAAUCAAAAAAUUGGGUCUCCAUCAAAUCCAAAUUCUAGUUUUGGUCCUACUACUGAUAUCGAAAAGCGAUUUUCCAAACUCAAAUCAUUUCCAGGAACUAAUCCUAAGACUGAAAUCCCUCAAAACCAAGUUUUAUCCCCAAAUAAAGAAAUUGGUUCUUCACCGUCAAUCUCAAAUCAGGUGAAAAAGAGUUCCAGUUUUGGUUCUAAACCUAAAUCAAAACAAGCGUUUAUUAGAUCUUGUUCUAGUUCUUCUGAUUCUUCUCGAGAAAAUUCUUCUUCAUCUUUAGCAAAGCAAAAUUGUUUCUUUUGGUGUUCUCCAAAAAAGGUAAUAAGGAAACAAGGAAAAGAAACUAGGGUUUCAAGAGGAUUUGAAAUGGACCCAUUUGAAUGGGAUAAAGAUAAUGAAUUGAUUUCUGAUUUAACUUCAUUUAAUAGAGAAGCCGAGAAAAUUGUUGAAUGGGCUAAACAAGCUUCUUCUAGGAUUGAAGUUUCUGAAAUUGAAGAUUUACUAACUGAUGAUGAUUUUGAUGGUGACUGUGACAGGUUCAAGUGAUGAAAAAUGUUGGUAAUCUCUUAUAAUCAUUUUCAAUAUUCUGUGUUUCAGGGUUGCCAUGAAUCUAUUACAAUCAGCUUUUAUCUUGGUUUAUUGAAUUUGCAUAGAUAUAGUAGAUGAAAUUAUAUACAUCGAUAUACAAAAAUGUUAUACUGUAAUAAGAACUAGUGUCAACAUGGGAAUCUCAUUCAGCAGUUCUACCAAUUUAAUCUUGAUAUUCUAGUUCUUCUUCUUAAGAAAUUGCAUAUCUUAAGUUUUCAUUUCUGCAGCAAACACCAAUUUGUUAAUUCUUAUCUCCUAUUUGUUGAGUAUAGAUGUGAUGUUAGGGUCUCAUUAUGUUGUGCUUGUUUCAUCGUAUUAAAGUUUUAUGUUUGUGACGAUGAACGCUUGAAUUCAUAGUUAUGAAUGUUGUCGAUUGUGUCUCACAAUCCAUGAUUAAGGACCAAAACCACACACUUUCUUAGCAGAACUCAAAAUCUGAUGUAGUUUACUCAUGACUUAUGCCACAAUAGCUAUUGAUGGAAACCGAAGGUAACUAGGAAAUCAUAUAGAAUUUCUGAAUUGUGAGUCUUGAACUUUGGUUGAAAGUUCAACAUAUAAUACAUAAACGAAAAGUCAGCAUUCUUGAUUGAAUGUUGAGUAGUAAAAGAAAACACUUGUUAAGCCUGAAAUAUUUAGUCCAUUUUGAUAAACUAGUUGUUGUUAAUCUACAGUAAGGAGAAAGGAAUUCGACAUAGUUGUUGAUGUUGUCACAGUUGGUGAAAUUCUUAAGGAACUUGUUUUAUGAUUAUAUAGCAUCCUUUAAUUAAAUAAAACAAAUCGUUGCUAUUCCAGUUAUUUGUUUGUUGAAUAUGUAAAGCCAGACAAUUACAAUUCACUCUUUGUUGUAAUUGGCCGGCUUACGCUAUCUCUAUAUGUAGUUUUACAACCUCAUCAUAUCCAGUCUCUUCUUCUUCUUUGUUCACUUAUGGAGUCACUUAUGGAGUUCAUCUUGACAGUCAUAUUGCUCACCCUGUUUAUUCAUCCCGCCCUUAAAGUCAGUCACUCUUUAGUAUUCUCCAACAACUCCAUAAAACUUCCACCAGGUCCACUAAAUAUACUGAUAUUAAGCACCCUCCCAUGGCUAAUUGGUUUUAAAUCCACGCCUAAUGUCUCACCUGAAGAAGGUGGUGGUAGAAAUUUGAAUGACCAUGAAAUUGUUUGUGUUCUGAGAUUUUGGAUGGAGGUACAGAGUCAGCAUCAUCUGCAUUAGAUGGAUCAUGGUGCGCUAAUAUUCUCAAAAUAUGCAAUCAAAUUUAUUGGAUGAAAUCAGAACUGUUGUGAAAUCAGAAGGGAGAUCCAAGGGUUGUAAUUACAAAGGAUGCCAUAUUUGAAAGCAGUGGUUAGAAGGACUAAGAAGACGCUCACCAGCUCAUCUUGUCUUCGUCAUCCCGUUCCUGAAGAAACUGGAUACAAGGUGCUGCAAUGGAUUUUAUGAUAGCUGAGGAAAAUUCCAAUGUAGUUCAAACCGGAGAGAUUUUUAAGUGAUGAUGAGGAAGUUGUUGAUAUAAGAGGGGAGUAGGCAGAUUAAGAUGAUAUCAUUUGGUGCUGAGAGAAGGAUUUCUCCAGAGUUGGGUAUAUAUACCUUAUUUGGUGCUGAGGUAUGUAUAUCAUUGCUUCAUUUAGAGUAUUGUGUCUCUAAUUUAGUCAAGAGAUUUCAAAUGGAUCGCUAUGACUGGAGAUGAUGUUACUUGUCUGGGACACAAGGGCCAACUUUCACGAUGAAGAAUCUACUAAUGGCGCACAUACAACUCUUAGGUAUACAUUACUGUGAACCUUUUCUUAUUUUUAUAUUUUUAUUUUUGAGGCGGAUUAUUGUGUACCUUUCAUAUGUGUAUUUGGAGAUGGAUAGUCCUGAUAUGCAGUUGAAGUACCGGGAUAUUUUCCUUUA
This is a messenger RNA of Papaver somniferum (opium poppy), 2835 nucleotides long. RefSeq lists its product as uncharacterized. NCBI's taxonomy places the organism in Eukaryota, Viridiplantae, Streptophyta, Magnoliopsida, Ranunculales, Papaveraceae. The coding region runs from base 99 to 905 and encodes 268 amino acids. The transcript has a single exon. The record is from RefSeq and is a predicted model, not a curated record.